Molecule: messenger RNA, 5438 nt
Organism: Mytilus californianus (California mussel)
Lineage: Eukaryota; Metazoa; Mollusca; Bivalvia; Mytilida; Mytilidae
Product: tyrosine-protein kinase Src42A-like
Exons: 8
Coding region: 228-1799 (523 amino acids)
Biological process (GO): protein phosphorylation; innate immune response; cell surface receptor protein tyrosine kinase signaling pathway
Cellular component (GO): extrinsic component of cytoplasmic side of plasma membrane
Molecular function (GO): ATP binding; signaling receptor binding; non-membrane spanning protein tyrosine kinase activity
Source: RefSeq, a predicted model, not a curated record
UAAGUCGUCUUCACUGAAAUACAUGGCACAUUUAAUCAUGCCCUAACUCCGCGGAUUAAUAAUAUUGUCGAACGAAAUUCGCCGGCUCAUCAUGUCAAUGGAUCAUCGAUCGGAACUAUCCAAUCUUCCGGAAGUAAUCUAGUAGAAUAUGAUAUUUUAACAAGAAUGUGAUCAAGAUGAAAGAAUGAAUAGUAUACUUAUGUCAUAUUGCUUGAUGAUUUUCUAAAAUGGGAAACUGCUUGUGUCCGGACAAUUCAAACCUUAACAAUUCAUCAUCCCCAGCCACUGGAGCAGUUCAGCUAAAAAAGCCCGAGCCGAAUGGAGCUGUUGUAUCUCCAAAUCAGAUAACAAUAACAACAAACCCACAGCCUGAUAGUCCUGCUGUUUCAGUUGUUUCUUCGCAGCCAGCAGAGCCAUCAGCUAGUGACGCCUCCACUAGUAAUGUCAAAAUAUUUAUUUCACUUUACGAUUAUGAUGCUAGGACAGCAGAGGACUUAAGCUUCAUAAAAGGCGAGCAUCUAGAAAUUCUAAAUGACACACAAGGAGAUUGGUGGUAUGCCAAAUCAAGAUUGUCAAAAAAGGAAGGAUAUAUACCAUCAAAUUAUGUAGCUAAGUUGAAAAGCUUGGAGUCUGAACCAUGGUAUUUUGGUAAAAUCAAACGAGUGGAAGCAGAAAAGAAACUCCUUUUACCAGAAAAUGAACAUGGAGCAUUUUUAAUUAGAGACAGCGAAAGUAGAAGAAAUGACUAUUCACUUUCAGUGAGAGAUGGAGAUACAGUAAAGCAUUACAGAAUUAGACAACUUGAUGAGGGAGGAAUUUUCAUUGCUAGACGAGUGACAUUCAGAACAUUAUCAGAAUUAGUAGACCAUUAUUCCGAGGAGGCUGAUGGACUGUGUGUUAACCUUAGAAAACCAUGUACUCAGAUUGAGAAACCACAGACAGUUGGUUUAUCAUACAACACAAAAGAUCAAUGGGAAAUUCCUAAGUCAUCUCUGAAACUUCUACGCAAGAUUGGUCAUGGUCAGUUUGGUGAAGUAUGGGAAGGAAUGUGGAACAGUACUACACCUGUAGCAAUCAAAACAUUAAAACCAGGUACUAUGGAUGCCAAAGAUUUCCUUGCCGAGGCUCAGAUCAUGAAGAAAUUACGACAUCCUAAACUUAUACAGUUGUAUGCUGUUUGUACACAAGACGAACCAAUAUUUAUUGUUACAGAAUUAAUGAAACAUGGAAGUUUAUUGGAUUUCCUACAAGGUAAAGGCAGACAAUUAAAACUGCCCCAGUUGAUAGACAUGGCAGCACAGAUAGCUAGUGGUAUGGCCUAUCUAGAAUCUCAGAAUUAUAUUCAUAGAGAUUUAGCAGCCAGAAAUAUAUUAGUUAGUGAGGGUAAUACUGUGAAAAUUGCAGACUUUGGCUUAGCCAGAGUAAUAAAGGAAGAUGAAUAUGAAGCCAGAGUUGGUGCUAGAUUCCCCAUAAAAUGGACAGCCCCAGAGGCAGCUAAUUAUAAUAGAUUUACAAUCAAAUCUGAUGUAUGGUCAUUUGGUAUAUUACUUACAGAAAUAGUAACUUUUGGCAGAAUACCAUAUCCAGGUAUGACAAAUGCUGAAGUGCUUCAUCAAGUAGAACAUGGAUAUAGAAUGCCAGCUCCGCCAAAUUGUUCACAGACUCUGUAUGAAAUCAUGCUGGAAUGUUGGAGGAAAGAAGAAAUGGAAAGGCCAACGUUUGAAACAUUACAAUGGAAAUUAGAAGACUUCUUUAACCUUGAUGGCAAUGACUAUAAAGAAGCAUCUAGCAUUCGAUAAUGUUUUACAAUUAAACUCAUUUACAUAUUCUGAUUUCUCGGUUAUGGAAAUACAUAGUCACUGGGACAAAGUGCUGGAAAACAUACCAGGGCAUAAUCGAGAUUUACAAGGCAGCCUUGAAGAUGAUGGUUUUAUAACAGAUAACAGAGAAAAAAUGGAUGCUAUAACAUCAAUUUUAUUAUAUUUUUUCCUCAAUUAUGUUGUAUGUCAGUGUAUGUUUAUAUUGCUGAAUGUGAUUUUAAUUUUAUCAGGCAAUUGUACAUUAUAUUGCGAAAAUGACUUCUGACAAAAACUUUUCAGCUCAGAUUGUUUUUAUGUUUAACCAAUUGUUUUACAGAGGGUAAUAUAAUAACAGGCUUGGUCACAAAUAUUAAUAGUAGAAAAAAGUUGUAUAUUAAUAAGAAAUCCAUAUCCAAGAACUUGAAAUACAAAUUUCAUUUCAACAUUAGACUGUAUUCAUUAUAUAAUAAAGAGAUAGAUCUGUUAGAUGUACUGCUAAGGGAGCUACCAUUUGAUUUUUAGGGGGGGGGGGGGGGGGGGGGCUAGAAUGAAAUUUGAAAAAAAAGGCAGGACAGGAGUUUUGAGUAAAAAAAAAGGCAGGAUGACAAUUUAUAUAAAAAAAGGCAGGAUAAACUAAUAAAAAAAAAGGCAGGACCGAAUAGAGUGAAAAAUAAAAAGGCAGGACAGAGAUUACAACUAAAAAAAAAUGCAGGACAAUAUUUUUCAUCCUAGACCCCCCCCCAUAAAAAUCAAAUGGAUGGUAGCUCCCUAAUUCAGAAAUUUGUGCAUGCAUUUAUUAUUAGGAUUGUUGAACAAUGGACACAAAUGGGAUUUUGGGAAAUGCUGCAUACAAUUAAUGCUAUCAAAAAAAUUUUUUGUUGUUGCAAAACCUAUCCGGUUGCAAUAAUAAAAACAGUGCAAAGAUUUCUGAAUUAACAGAUUCCUGCUUCAUUCAGAACUAAAUUAGAUAUUAGGAGAAUCAUUGCUUAUAUACCUCCUCCAUUAUAUCUAACUAUCUAUAGUCCAAGCAUUGUCUCUCAUCAUUUCAAAUACAAGUCAUCACCUUUUUGCAUGCAAAUGAGUCAUAAUAAUUUACAGAUAUUCUAGUUGACCUAACACCUACCUACAUUUGAUGAAACUGCCUUUUGAACUGAUAAAAUGUCCAGAAUUUGUCUUCAUUGUGUUUUUGGCUGGCUGCUGGUUACUGUUUAGGUAUCAUGUAGUUCUUUGUGAAACUGAUGAUAUUUCAGUUAUGUGGACAUCACAAUGUGAAGGGUUUAAAAUUUACUAUUUUAUGACCUGAAUUUCAUGGUUGCUUAAUCACAGGUAUUGAAAAAGUUUUAGGAUAAUAUAGUUUAGUAUAGAGGACUAUAAUGUUAGCAUAAAAUUUUGCCAAUGAAAACAUCAAAAUUUGAAAAUAUUUAAUACCUUUCUCUUUUCAAGACGGUUUGGUUUUGGUUUUAUUGGUCAAUCAUGAAUAAAGGGUUACAGUCAUAUUUUAAUUAAUGCUACUUUUGUGUUUUUUAUUUGCCAUGACAAAGUAUUGACUCGUGUUUAUAUGUAGGUUUUAUGUAAUAUGGAUUCAAACAUGCAAUAAACAUUUUGUUUCAGUUAGUGCAGUUCAAAUUCUUAUGUAUUGUGGAAUGUUUACUAUAAAUUGGCCAUUUAUGCUGUAUUGAAACAUCUUGUUAACUGUAUGUAGCUACAAGUGAUUUCCAUACAAAUUUAAACCUGCAAACAUAUUUUUUCUUUAUUGUUAACCAAAUCAUUUUCGGAAUGUGUGAAAUUUCUAUGUUCCAUUUGUAAAAGUUUUGCAGAAAAGUGUUGUUCUAGUGCUCAAGAUGGUUUAUUUUUUUUCAAACUGAUAAUUCAAUUCCUAAAAGUGUUCCCCAUGGGCCUUUUCUUGUCCUUUUUCUGUAAUUUAACACUUUUUUAACACUUUUUGAUCAAGAGCUGAAUUACUGAACUUAUACCUGUGAGAUACAUAAUAAAUGAAUCCAAACUCAAGCCCCUUCUGUCUGUCUUUGUGUGAUGUUUUGGGUUUUUUUUGGGGGGGGGGGGGGGGGGGAGGUAAAAAUACAAUACUAAGAAGUCUGAAUUUAGUUGCUCCACACAGAAUAAGUUACACAAAUGUCAUUAAUAAAGUUUUGAAUAAUUCAUCAAAUAAUCAUUGAUCUGUUUCAUAAUUGUAUCAUAGAUAGUUAAGAGUAAUACCAGGUUUGCAUACAUAAAAGAAGUUAAAGGUCCAAAUAUAUAAAGAGAGUGCUACAAAAUAAGGUUGUGAAGCUUUGUAUUUUGUAUUCAAUUAUUGGUUGUAUUAAUGUGUAUUGCUGUUUUAUCAUUAGUUAAUAAUUGGACUAACAUUUUAUGGGUCUGUUUAAAAGGCUUGUUUUCUUAAAAUUUUUAUCAGAUUUUUUAUAUCCGUAAAUUUUAUAUCAUUGUCAGAUGGUUGUUUACUAAUUUAGAACCAUGGUCAGGUCAAAUGAGGUUGAUAACAUACCGGGCAUUUCACUUUAUAUUUUGAUAUUGAUUUGAAAUUUCUGUUUUUAAAGCAUCAUUCAUAUAACAAAUGUUCAUAUUUUAUGCUUGUGCAAUUAAUAAGGGAGAAGUGUAGUAACAAUUCAUUUCCUGUAUGAAAACUAAUGUAUUGAAAAUCAAGCAUCCUUUCCACACCUUUACUUACUUUGAAUGUUAUAUACAUUACAUAACAUAUCUUAAGUGUUUAAUAGGCUGUGAAACAAUUUUGAAAAAAAAAUUCUUCAUAUGUCAAUAUGUAGCAAGUAUAUGUUGUUUGAAAAAGUUAGAUGCUUAAUAUUCCAUUAACAGUUUAACCAGCUCAUUUGCUAUUGGAUGUUAAUUCUGAAUGUGUAUGUUAAUGAUGCUCAGACAGUUGUUUUACUAAUAUAUAAUAGCAUUUUUAGUAGUGACACUUAUAAGUUUUAGACCAAAAUGGAUCCAAAAUAUGGAUAACUUGCCAAAUAUUUAUCAUUUAAAAAAUAAUUUCAAUAUUUAGCUAUAAAUUAUACAUGGGUCUAUUUCUUUUAUUUAGUCUCAUCAAUUUAUAUGCAAACAUGUUUUUGGUUGAAUUUGUUUAGAAUUGUCGAUUUCGUAAAAUUUAAUGAUGUUGUUAGUAUAUACCUACUUUAGGUCUGAACUCAAUUCCUUUAGCCAUUUAAACAUCAUAAAUUAUUUCAGAAUCUCCUUUUUCUCAUCUGAUUGGUAUUGCUAUUAUUUCUAUGGCUUUUUAGCAUAGAAAAUGAUAAAUAAAUAGAUGGACUGUUUUCCAAUACCCAGUGCGUAGUAAAUGUUGUAAUUGUGAAAAGUUCUAGUCAAUCUAUUGUUCAUUUUGACAUCUUCCCAGCUUUCUUUGUGAAAGCAUAAUCUUCUUAGAGAAGUUUAUAUAUAUGGUGGCCAGAUGUAAUUAAUGAUAAAAUUUACUAUACGUCUAUGAUUAAACAAUUGUCUUUUUACAGGUCACAUUACCAUGUGAAGUAUGAUGCACAAUGUACGUGAGCUAUUAUGUUGUUCAAUACACAAAUUUUUCAAUACAAAAUGUAAUACAUUGAUUAGAAUAAUUAUAAAUGAUCAUGAAUACUCAUCUUUCAUCUGAGCCAUUCAUAAUAAAGAAUAACAAAAAUA